Anopheles bellator is the source of this 909-nucleotide messenger RNA. RefSeq names its product zinc finger protein weckle-like. Gene Ontology annotation, molecular function: DNA-binding transcription factor activity, RNA polymerase II-specific; RNA polymerase II transcription regulatory region sequence-specific DNA binding. Gene Ontology annotation, cellular component: nucleus. Gene Ontology annotation, biological process: regulation of transcription by RNA polymerase II. The coding region runs from base 109 to 885 and encodes 258 amino acids. Lineage: Eukaryota; Metazoa; Arthropoda; Insecta; Diptera; Culicidae. The record is from RefSeq and is a predicted model, not a curated record. The transcript is spliced from 4 exons.
AGUCACAUAUCUACUGAACCGGAACAGGCGCAUGGCUUUGAGAAGCGACCGUUUUCUUGUAAUGUGUGUGAAAAACGAUUCAACAAUCAACAAAGCGUCAAAAGUCAUAUGCUGACGAUUCAUGAAGGAGGAAAACCUUUCGUUUGCGAAGAAUGUGGAACACGAUGGAGCACGAAAAGUGCACUUAGGGGGCAUCAAGUAGUUCAUAGUGACGAGUACCCGUAUCAUUGUUCGUACUGCUCAAAGCGCUUCAAAACUUUGCGUAGACUGCAGAUUCACGAAGAUACGCAUAACAACACAAUGUACGUUUGCCCUCAUUGUGGGCUUAAGUUAAACACAAGGCGCACUCUACAAAUGCACAUGGUAGUACACUCUGAAGAGCGGAAAUAUAAAUGCCAACAUUGCGGAAAGGAGUACAAACGCUCAAAAGCUCUGAAGACUCAUUUGAUAUUACACACUGGGCUGAAGCCUUAUGCUUGUCCGUUUUGCGAUAAAACGUUUGCGCACGGUUCGAACUGCCGUAGUCACAAGAAAAAGUCUCAUCCGCUCGAACUGGCAGCCCUGGAGGCAGCUGGAGGACAGCAACCGACCGCAAACAUUCCCAAGUUGGAACAACUGCAACCAAAGUUUAGCGAACUCUCAGGCUCAGCCACCGUUACAAGCAUACCAGAAAUUGUACAUCACGUUGCCGAUCCAACAGAGUCCGUCGUCGAUAAAACUGAAAAGCCACGUGUUAUUGUAGUGGAUACAGCUAGUCUUAGUGAAGAUCGAGCAAGCAAUAUCAAAGUCAAGAAAGACAAGCUUACUGAAGUAUACGCUAGUCCUAUCAGAGUAAAAAAUAGUAAUCUUAAGACGGCCGUAGAUGGUAUCGCUGAAGCAACAUAAUGAUUGCGAAUCCUUUGCUCAAAG